Molecule: messenger RNA, 428 nt
Organism: Carlito syrichta (Philippine tarsier)
Lineage: Eukaryota; Metazoa; Chordata; Mammalia; Primates; Tarsiidae
Gene: BST2
Product: bone marrow stromal cell antigen 2
Exons: 3
Biological process (GO): innate immune response; defense response to virus
Cellular component (GO): cell surface; Golgi apparatus
Molecular function (GO): metalloendopeptidase inhibitor activity
Source: RefSeq, a predicted model, not a curated record
AUGGCACCCACCCUCUGCCAGUACCGGCCAGUGGCCAUGGACGAAGGCUGGAAGGGGCUGCGCCCCGGGGGCCCCAGGCUGCUGCCCUGGGUGGGCGUCACCCUGCUCCUGACCACAGUGGCCCUGGGGGUGCCCCUCAUCAUCUUCAUUGUCAAGGCCAGCAGCAAGGGCUGCCAGGAUGGCCUCCUGGCGGUGAUGGAGUGUCGCAAUGAAACCCAUCUCCUAGAGCGCCAGCUCACCAGGGCCCAGGAGGGCUUCCAGGAGGCUGAGGCCCAGGCCGCCACCUGCAACCACACUGUGGCGACCUUGAUGUCCUCCCUGGAGGCAGAGAAGGCCCAAGGCCAGAAGCGAGUGGAAGAGCUUCAGGGAGAGAUCACGGCCGCGAACUUGAAGCUUCAGACCGCGUCCCAGGAGGUGGAGCAGCUGAG